Molecule: messenger RNA, 7101 nt
Organism: Chilo suppressalis (striped riceborer)
Lineage: Eukaryota; Metazoa; Arthropoda; Insecta; Lepidoptera; Crambidae
Source: the annotation of a GenBank genome assembly
AAACGAAUAAGUGUAAAUGAACGGAGUCGAGUACGCGCGUAUUCGGGUAGUUUUCGUUUUGGUUACCCGAGAUCGUCUUCCAGCCCGUAUUCCAGUGGAAAUACCGCUUCGGGUGCCCGAACUCGAGUAAUGUUUUUCGUGUACCCGAGUACGGGCUUUGCUUUGCGAGUUGCUUUGCGAGGUUUGCGAGUGGGUGCUUUUGUGAAAUCACUUUUAAGUAAAAAAAAUACCAAGUCGUGACGUUAUGCGUCAUUUCAAAACAUUAUAUUUAGUUCUGUUUUUUUUGAUUAUGUGAAUAACAACGUGUAACGUGUAACAUGGCCAAUAAAUUUUGAUACUGUAGAAUAGAGAUAGACGAAGAAAAAAGUUAUAAUCUCUAUUCUUCAGGUGGGCGCUUAACAUCAUUCACUUCUACAUUUUACCAGUGCUACAAACACCUAUGUAGGUUUCAUCGUGUAAUUUUCGUCUUAUUUAGAUCACCUAUGCUAUAGACUCACGUCACGUCACGUCACGUCGAAUUAUUAUUUUAUUAUUCAUAUUUUGUUAAUGAAUUGUCUGGUCGGUGAUUUAGCUAUGGCUGGUUCACAGCUUCACUCACUGGUUGGUUGGUUCAUACAUAAAGCUCAUACAUAUUAUUAUCUGCUCUUUUGUUUUGUUUUAUUUGCUCUUUUGUUUUGUUUCUUAUUAAUGAGAGUUUAUGAGUAUAUUUGUAUUUGAGCGGCUUUUGUUUGCUCUUAUACGACAUUUUUAGUUCUUGGUUUUGACAAUAGGUUUUUGUGUCAUUACUAUUUCUUUAAUUUUGCUGAGUAUCUUUCGCUAGUUCUUCUCCACAGCUAAAAAAGUCCGUAACUGGGUAAAAACAAUUAGGACUAAUCAAAAUAAUUAUAUAAUAAUACUUUGAUUAUAAUAUAUUAAUGUAACGAAGUUCCUUAUCGCACGGUACGGACUUGGCGGGUGGGUUCAAGGCGAAAAAAGCUGUUUCUUAACAUAUUGUGUGUAGUUGUGUACUUAAAAUUUUAACUUAGUUCCAACCGAGUGUUGCACGAUACUCACUAUUUUUUUAUGAUAUUGGAUGUGAAGUAAUUGGCUGUUAAGUACUCACCAUUUAUAAGGUUGUCGUAGUUCGAGUGAUACAGGCAUAAAAUUUUUAGCGAAUUAUGAGUGCAACCGGUGAUAUGGGAAUGGACGAAUAAGGAUAAUAAAUAAUAAACUCAGACACCUAUUAUUACUCAUAGUGAGAUACAAAGUGUCCAUUCUGGUAGUGAACUUUAUGAAUUCAUUAAAGCAAGAUGAUGUUAAAGAUUGUGAUACUAACUUUACCAAUUCUUUCAAUUUACGCAACGCCAUCAUGCAAUUUGUUUGGCAAACAAAAAGAGUAUUAUGUUUGUGAAUCUGAUGGUACAAAUUAUGAAUUAAAGGAAGGCCUCGUCUCAAGCAAAAGUGAAGUCAAAUCGAUUAGCCUUAGAGGUUGCAGGAUAACUGACAUUGAGUGUGAGGCAUUUGUAGGUUUGCCUAUGCUAAUGCAUUUAAAUUUAGCGGAAAAUGAGUUACACGAAAUUAGGUCCUGUACUUUGAGAUUCUUGUUAUCACUAAUAUCAUUAAAUGCAUCACACAAUCAUAUUUCGGAAUUACCUUCUGGCACUUUCGACCGAGUAAGCAACCUUGAGGAGCUUAUAUUAAAAGGAAAUCUUCUGAAAACGCUACAACCGCAAGUUUUUGAUAAACUAAUAAAGUUAGACAAAUUGGAUUUGUCUAACAAUGUUCUCGACGGCAAAAGUUUGUCGGCUCGUAUUUUCUAUAAUAAUAACCACGUUGCAUGGCUGGAUUUGUCAAGAAACGAUAUGUCUGCAGCUCCUGAAAAUUUACUUCAAUCAUUUCAAACGCUACAUGAAUUAUAUUUGGAUAGAUGCUUUUUAACCAAAGUUCCGUCAUUUGCAACCAAGGUCAACUUGAAAACUUUGAAGAUUUUAAUAUUAUCUACUAAUCAAAUAAGUAGGCUCGACGAUCCGACAAUUUUUAUUAACUUGGAUGAAUUGUUGAUAUUGAACUUGGUCGGAAACGCAAUAGAGAGUAUAGCAGAAAACAUUUUUAACCCAUUGAGAAAACUAAAAACUAUUGUAUUAAAGCAUAAUCAUUUGAAAGAGAUCCCAGAAACAUUGUUUCAGAACAUCCCAAAACUGAUUACAAUAGAUUUGUCUUAUAAUGAUUUAGAAACGAUAAAACUUUCUUCAUUUCGCUACACGCCCAUGAAAAAUUUGAACUUGUCGGGGAAUAAACUGUCUUAUUUGCCAGUAAACUUCUAUGAUACAUUGAUAAGUUCCGGAGGAAAGCUAAAGAAAUUCUUAUUUACCAAUAAUCCUUGGCAGUGUGCCUGUCUGAGAGACAUCUUGACAGAGGUCAAGAAUCAUAACAUUGAAUAUAACAGUACGAUCUAUGACGGAAAUAUUGCUGUUUGCGUCGGCGAUUACUUCACUUGCAGAAGAGAUUAAAGUUGUAAAAUAGGUACGUAUGUUAUAUUUUUCAUGUUUCAUGAAUGUCAUGUAAAUCAGCUUUGAAUGUAAUUAAAGAUAUAAUAGUUUCCAAACAUAUUUAAAUAACAGUACAUUCUUGCGAAACACUUAGAAAUACAACAAAUAACAUUAAAAUAAGAAAUUUUAGUGUCAGCGUCGUCACAGACCCGAACUGCCCUAUUAGCGUCCAAGUAAGUAAUAUUUUUAUUCUGACUACAAGAAGAACGAGUUUUAGUCACUCAAAUGCCACUUUAUCAGGGAAGUACGUCCUCAACACACGUAUAUUUUGCUUAGUUCAUCUUAUAUUUUGGUUUUACGAGUAUGUACUAUAAGAUACAAAUCAUAAUAAUCAUAUCAUAGGUGAAGAAUUAAAGUUGUAAAUGUUUAUAAUCGCCAUUUGAUAUUGUAUGUGAAGAAAAAAAACACAGUGGAAUAUUGCCGAGUGAUAUAUUGUGAGGUCAGUGAGAUAACGGAUAUUUGUACGCACCAGUUAGCGUUUUGUUGUAACGUUAUUCAAGAAGUCUUUUGUUUGAAAUUAUUAUAAAGCCAUGUAGUUCCAUAAUCUAUCCUGCGUAAUUUAGGAAAGACUGAAAUAAAAAAUAGUUCUAUUUCAGUCAUGGGAAUAAUAAUAUGUAGUUGAUUAUAAGUUUUUGCUUGGCCAUUUUAAAUUGAAUUUGCAACAAAUAUACCAUAUUAUUUCAUUAUAUGCGAAUAACGCUUGACAAGAUAGAAGAAAACAAUUUUGGUUCUUCGAUUGCGUCAAAUAUGCUACGUGCCAUCACUGUAUUUCUAGCAUUCAAAUGCAUAUUAAUAGAAGCACAACCAUCAUGUAAUUUCACAGAAGAUACCAAGAGGGACCUCAUUUGCACAGCCGGAUCUUCAGACUACGUUUUAGUGAGAGGACUCGUUUCAAGCAACAACAGGACCACAAGGAUAACCCUGAGGGACUGCAACAUUAUUGACGUUGAUUUUGAGGCUUUCCAUCAAAUGCCAGCUCUUGAAUAUCUUGACCUGUCUCAAAAUAAGAUCAAAAACUUAAAACUAGGCGUUCUAGAUGAAUUUAUGCGACUGAAAUUUCUUAACCUAUCUCACAACGAACUCGAAGGCUUCCCCCUUGGAUUAUUCGAUGAAAAACCAAACUUAGAAGUUUUGGAUCUCAAAGCUAAUAAUAUAAAUGAACUAGAGCUUGGUAUUUUUGAUACUCUUAAGAAGUUAAGACACGUAGACCUUUCUAGUAAUGCGCUGUUAGGAAUUGAUAUGAACCCCUACAUAUUUGAUCAGAGCACUCGUAUACAGGUCUUGGACUUCUCUAGAAACGACAUGUCUGGAUCUAAAGAUAUUCUAUUGGACGCUUUUGAAGAGUUACAUUUUUUAAAUCUGGAUCGAUGCGAAUUGAAUAAGGUUCCUAAAUUCGUGACAGGACCUAACUUGAAGACGAUGAAACAUUUGAUAUUGUCUUCAAACAAAAUUAGAUCAAUAGACGAUACAAAAAUAUUUAAAAAUUUAGAAAACUUGGAAAUAUUGAAUUUGUCUUUCAAUUCUAUUGAAAGUGUCACAGACAACAUUUUUUCACCAUUGAAGAAACUGAAAAUGAUAAAUAUGAAUAACAAUAAACUGAAGCAAAUACCAGAUACGUUAUUUAGGAGCUUACCAAGACUAGGUAAUAUCGAUAUGUCUCAUAAUUUAAUAGAGUUUGUCCCAGUCAACGCUUUUAGAAACUCCCCUAUUAAGAAUUUGAAUCUCGCUGAUAACAGAUUCAGUUUUUUGACAGAUAACUUUUGUUUGGAAUUGAAAAAUUCUGGUACUGGUUUAGUUAAGUUUUAUUUUAAUCAAAAUCCUUGGCAAUGUGCAUGCCUCAGAGACGCCCUGAAUGAAGUUAAGAGCUUCGGCAUAGUUUACAAUAAUGUUAAAUAUACUGGCGAUGUACCAGUGUGUGUAACUAAUGACAAUUCUUUUAACUGUAUUAGACAAAUGAAUGAAAACAGUAACUUUGUUGAUUUGUAUUACAACUUAUUACAAAUAAAUAAUUAGUUUGUGAAUUUCAACAACUAACUGGAGACUGUGCGGAAAGAAAAUGGGCGUGGCGAAAAACGGAACUAACAUUAAGAUUUUUAUUUGGCAAUCAAACCCAGCAAUCUGUAAAACGUCAAAGUUUUGUAUUGAUAUGGAUUUGUUUGUUGUUGUGAUUUCUUGCGGUUUUUUGUAUUUAAUCAUGUCUAAAAGGGGUAAACCUUACAAAUACAGUAGAUAAGCACUACAGCGCCCUCCAAUCUAAAUCCCAUUCUCUUUCCGCACAGACUAUAAGUAUAUUUUUUUCCUAAUUUUGGUGUAUAUAUUUGUUUUUAUAUUAUUAUUUUUAUUGUGGUAAAAAACCUAUUUGUAUUUAUGAAUAACGAGAAGAAUAGAUUUAUUAGUGUAACUUCUUGAUAUAUUAUCGACACCUAAAUUACAGGGCACCAAAAUUGAUAAUUGAUACAAAAAAAUCUUAUAACACCCACCCAUAUAUAUAUUUACCAUGGCAACAUUUAUUUGUAUCAAAUACAUUCUGAUUUUCUCAAAGGCCCACCUUAUAUGCCCAGACUGGGGAACACAGAAGGUCAUUGAGGGCACCAAUUAACUUCUGACUUUAUUUAAUAGCCAUUCUCGAUAAAUGUACCUAAUGUAGCCAAUUUAGGUGAGCAAUUUUGGUGGUAAAUACAAAAGAAUACCACCAAAACUAGAAUUGUGCAAAUUAUCUUAAUUUAAGAAACAAUUAUACAGAAUAAAACUGUUAUUUCAUGAAUUUAACGUAUAUCUGUUGGCUACUAAAAUAUAUAUAUACUAGCUGUGCCCCGCGGUGUUACCCGCGGUCUAUUAGGGAUAUUUUCCCGCAGUAAAACGUAGCCUGUAUGUUAAUGUCAGGGUAUCAGCUCAAUUCACACGAAAUUUCAUUAAAAUCGCUCCAGCCGUUUACGUGAAUAAGUAACAAACAUACACACUCACACACUCAGAAUCUUUCGCCUUUAUAAUAAUAAUGUGAUAAUUGUGUUUUACAGUCAGAUAUAGUGAUAUAGCUGUCCUUGUGUUACAUACCAACUAAUAGUUUUACCAGCGUCUUGUCUUGCUUGCAUCAAGCGCGCGUGGAUUUCCUUAGCAGAGUUAUUUUAGAAAUGUAUUUAUUAUACUCUUCAAAGAUCUGAUACUUACAAUCAUCAACAAAUAUAUUUCGAAAAAGAUUAUUACAGGAUUUUAUGUUGAUAAAAAACUCUAUGGCCCAUAACUCAUUAAUAGGUAGGUACCAACUCUUAACAUCUUAUACACGUAACUUUUAAACGAAAUAUCCGAUUGAGAUGAAACAAAAAGUAUUUUACUUCUACAUAAAUACUCUUGAUAACAUAAUGCUUAAUUUCGAUAAAUAUUAAUAUUACGAUACAUAUUUAACGUAGUUUUUUUUUCUUCAGACGAUUUAAUAAUUAUUUUGAACACAAAAUCGGUUAUUGUGAUUAAACCAUGAUAGCUAGAUAUAUUUUCUCGCGGAAUUUUUGUAGGUCUUAAUGGGAUCUACAAACCCGUAGUACAUCAUCUCUUAUCUAUUAGACAAGUCCGUCCGUCCGUCUGUCUGUGGUGCUGUUUCAGCGGCCAAACCGUAAGAGAUAGAUAAAGAGAAUAUUUAAGUUAUAAGUUAAGAAUAGUCUGAUAAGACUUCAAACCGGAUUUGAGUAAUGUAGCACUUCCGGUUUUCGAGAAAUCACGAAUUUCAAACGAAACCACACAAAAUCUCCGAAGUUCUCAAUUAAUUAUUUUUUUUUUAAAUCAGGUUUUGGUGAACAUUUGCUUCACUGGUUUGCUAGUUUUGUUCUAUUGUCAAUAGUUUUUGCAGCGCACGCAAAAAUGGGUUUUCGAUUUUACACCUUGUGUUACAAAAUAGCAAUUUUAUAACGGAUCCCUAAUUUUGAAAAAAAAGAAAGCCUAUAGCCUUCUUCGAUAAAUGGACUACCCAACACUGAAAGAAUCAUUCAAAUCGGUCCAGUAGUUCCAGAGAUUAGCGCGUUCAAACAAACAAACAAACUCUACAGUUUUAUAAUAUUAGUAUAUUGGGAUAUAUAUAUAUAUAUAUUAUAUAUAUAUCCCAAUAUAAUUUUUAUUUAAAUACAUGUUACCACUACGCGUGAUUAGGUAAUCGACAUCUAUCUAAGGUAAUACUGUUCUUUAAUUUGAUCCAAAUAAAGCCAAAAGAUAUUUUUGUUAUGCACACCAAAGUUUAACGUGACUUGUGCUUAUUUUUACGAUAGACCGUAGCUCUUAAUAAAAUAUUUAUAUUAUUUGGGGAUAGAAACAAUAACACUGAGUUGUAAGAUAUCUUUUAUUACUGUUUUAUAAAAUAACUUUAGUAAAAUAAUGCUUUUUCGAGUAAACUGUGCUAAGUAUCGGCAAAACAGAUUGUGGACAAACUACCGAAAUUAGAAUUAAAUAAAAAGAAAUAUACAAGCAUUAAACCUGAUCAACUAAUAAAACUUAUGGAAUUUUAUUAAGAUACCUAAAUAGCAUACUCCAUGAAAAACAUAAUUUUGUCUUUACUUUCAACAGCCUAUCCUUGUCCACUGCUAGAUAU